Messenger RNA from Pseudophryne corroboree (corroboree frog), 2734 nucleotides. RefSeq names its product down-regulator of transcription 1 (gene DR1). Lineage: Eukaryota; Metazoa; Chordata; Amphibia; Anura; Myobatrachidae. Gene Ontology annotation, cellular component: negative cofactor 2 complex. Bases 372 to 899 code for a protein of 175 amino acids. The transcript is spliced from 3 exons. Gene Ontology annotation, biological process: negative regulation of transcription by RNA polymerase II; RNA polymerase II preinitiation complex assembly. Gene Ontology annotation, molecular function: RNA polymerase II general transcription initiation factor activity; TBP-class protein binding; protein heterodimerization activity. The record is from RefSeq and is a predicted model, not a curated record.
CGCCAGCGCGGCACAGCCAUGGUAACCUGGACGUCGCCGCGCUUCCGGAAGUGGAAGGCAUUGCGCCGUGCUACCCUCAGACGCCGCUUCCGGCGGGAGAAGGUGGCUCUCCUCCUCCGCCCCGAUUGCUCCCCCGCCUUCCCGGGAUGCGCCAGUAACCCGCCUCUUCUCAUCACCCGUAUUAUUACAGAGCGCCCGCAUCGGCGUGGUGUGCGGGCCGCUAAGGAUGCUGUGAGGUGGAGAAGGGAGCCGGCCCGGUCCCCUCUCCCCGGGGUUUUAUCGUAGCCCGUGGACACCGCUGCUUUGGUUUUAUUGUUUUUUUGCGUCUUACCCGCUGACCACCCCUCCCUCCCCUAUCCCGGUUCGGAGACAUGGCCUCCUCCUCCGGUAACGACGAUGACCUCACCAUCCCUCGUGCUGCCAUCAACAAGAUGAUCAAAGAGACUCUGCCCAGUGUCAGGGUGGCCAAUGACGCCCGGGAGCUGGUGGUGAACUGCUGCACCGAAUUCAUUCACCUCAUCUCCUCGGAGGCCAAUGAGAUCUGCAAUAAGUCUGAGAAGAAAACCAUCUCCCCCGAGCAUGUCAUCCAGGCACUAGAAAGUUUGGGUUUUAGUUCCUACAUCAGUGAAGUAAAAGAAGUCCUUCAAGAGUGCAAAACAGUAGCAUUAAAAAGAAGGAAGGCGAGUUCUCGCCUGGAAAACCUUGGCAUUCCUGAAGAAGAGCUUCUACGGCAGCAACAAGAGUUAUUUGCAAAAGCCAGGCAGCAGCAAGCAGAAUUAGCCCAGCAGGAAUGGCUACAGAUGCAGCAAGCAGCUCAGCAGGCGCAGCUUGCGGCUGCCUCAGCCAGCGCCACCAACCAGGCAGGUUCCUCUCAGGAUGAAGAUGAUGAUGACAUGUGAUUCUUCCCUGCUGGCUUUUCGUUCUACCUUCUUAAUAGUUUUCGCCUGCACAGUGAGAACCGUGGGGAAAAAAAAAAAACGACAAUGCUUACCUGUUAAAGGAAAUUUCUUUUUUUGGUUUUUAAGCCUCUUGGUGGACUGGUCAAUUGAUAUUCUAGGGAUGUCUGUUAAGUCUCUGCUGUUGUAUGCUAUAUACAUGUAAAAACAUCCUUUUUGCACUGUCAACACCUAUGGUUCAGUAUCAUAUCAAUAGAGAAUUUUUAAUGGUCUUUAUGAAAACUUUUUAUAUUAGCAAUGAGUCAUUUACUUGAUCAAUAAGCAGUGUUAAACCAAACUACAACUCUAUUAAAUUAUAGUGAGAUUUAUACAGAAGCUCUAAAAAAAACAAAAAAAAAACCUAUUUGCAUUUCCCUUUUAACUAAGCUUAAAAAAAAAAUGAAAAGAAAAAAAAAAAACACGCAAACUGAAAUCUUAGGAAUUUUUUAAUUUUUGGGUUGGUUAGGGACAUUUGUUGGUCUGGCAGGGAUAUGAUGAAGAUAAGGAGGUGUGUAUUGAUAAUACUUUAGAAUUGAGCACACAGGAAAUUGUAGCAAUGUGGAUAGUUCGUACAUGGCUGCAUUAAGGUAUUGCCUAUCUGAAUGAUAAACAUAUAUCCAGCCUGAUUCCAGUUCAUCUUCUGUAUGUGUCUUGUUUUAUAAGGCUGAACUGGCAAUCUGUAGUUGAGUGCUACAAUGGAUAUAAGAAAAAGUAUAUUCUGCCACUGUAUGGUCAGACAUGUAAGCCUGGUGACUGUAAGAAUGCACCUUUUCGGGCCUGUUUGAAUUGGCAGUGGUCAUCUUAGUAUUCGGAUUUCGGUCAACCUCUUCUUUUUUUUUUUUUGUACAUUUUAUUUUUUAAAGUGUAAUGCCCGCAAAUAAACACACUGUGAAAUCCAUGUAGUAUCAGUGGUUCACAAUGAAAGAAUUGUCAAAAUCGAAUAUGGGUUGACAAUGUAAAACUAUGGAGUGUACGUAGCGUGAUUUGUCCAGUUGUAAGCAUGUUUAGGGCUUUUUUUUUUUUUUAUAUAUUAAUCUCCUGCACUACUGUGUUACAUUCUUAAAAUUGGCGUUUGUUAUUUUUUUUUUUUUGCUUGAUGAAGUAGAGUGUGGUUCUUUUGAAUGUUGAGAAAGGGGGAAAAAAAAUACCUGUCAGUGUAAUGUUUCAUCAGUGAUAACUUUUACUUUAUUUGGAAAUUGGUUACAAUUUAUGUACGAUAAAACAAAACAAGUGAUAUUUGCUACAUUGAUCAUGUAAAGUAAAAAAAUCUAUAUAUAUCCUAAAACCAUUUAAGAAAGUUUAUUAGAAAUCACUCCAGUCCAGAUCUAAGGGCGUUCCUAGAACCUGUGGACUACCUGUUCUCAAGCCUUCUGCACAGUUACCGGGGUACCAGUUAUAUAAUUCAUGUGAUGUCAGUUUACAGGGCUUUUAGUCUCCAUCUCUCUACGAGUUUAUUUACAGUAGAAAAUCAUGCCAUUCGAACUCGUUAACGCCAUUUGUCUCAAUCUUUAAAUGCAAGUUUUAUAUAGAGAAUAUUUGGUUAUAUCGUUUGUCUUUCAUGUAAUGUCUUUAACACGUUGCGUAUUACUGGGAACAUUUCUAAACCUGACCAGUCCGCAACAUAUCAUUCCCUGUAUUAGACGUUUCGGACAUCAUAUUAUCAGCCCAUCUUAUCUUUUUACUGCAACUGUAAUCUGUUAUGCUAAGGACAGUGUAUAUACUAUGUACCACAAAUAAAAUGGAGGGUGAAAUCUAGUAAUUCCCUUGGCGUAAACUCCUUUUUUUUUUUUUUUUUUUUU